AUGAUAUCGAUGACGAUGAGGAUUAUGAGUACUACUUAUGGAAGAAGUAUCGACGCGAGAAGCUGCGAAAAGCCCUUGAAGAAGAUGGCAACAGUGGCAGCACAAGACGAGGGAAACACCGUCACAACGACAACGACAGAACCAAUCUUUAUUACAGCACUUCAUAUUACGACUAUAAUUAUCCAACUUACCAAUACUCUCCUUCAUAUCCUUCAUCCUAUAGCAGUGGCUACAGUUAUGGUUAUCCGGCAUACAGGAGGAAGUUACUGUUGUGGGUUCUCAGGACUCGGCGGUGGGCUGUUCGGCCUAGGGAUUGGAAGCGGUAUCGGCAUCUUCACUCCCAUUGGAAAUGUCGACAUUUUCAGUGGAUUUGGUAUAGGAAUCGGUUAA
Messenger RNA from Ostertagia ostertagi, 390 nucleotides. The record is from the annotation of a GenBank genome assembly. Lineage: Eukaryota; Metazoa; Nematoda; Chromadorea; Rhabditida; Trichostrongylidae.